AUGUCGAACGACAAGGGUCUUGAGGACCUCGCUGAGGGUCAGAUCGAGUCUAACUACGAUGAGAUCACCGACUCCUUCGACGCCAUGGACCUGAAGCCCGAGCUGCUUCGCGGUGUCUACGCCUACGGUUUCGAGCGUCCCUCCGCUAUCCAGCAGCGCGCCAUCAUGCCCAUCAUCAAGGGCAACGAUGUCAUCGCUCAGGCUCAGUCCGGUACCGGAAAGACUGCCACUUUCUCCAUCUCCGCUCUGCAGAAGAUCGACCCCAACCUGAAGGCUUGCCAGGCUCUGAUCCUUGCUCCCACCCGUGAGCUGGCUCAGCAGAUCCAGAAGGUUGUUGUUGCCAUUGGUGACUUCAUGACCCUUGAGGCCCCCCAGGUCGUUGUCGGUACCCCCGGCCGUGUCCAGGAUAUGAUCCAGCGUCGCGUCCUCCGCACCGACCACAUGAAGCUCUUCAUCCUCGACGAGGCCGAUGAGAUGCUGUCCCGUGGUUUCACCGAGCAGAUCUACGACAUCUUCCAGCUCCUUCCCCAGUCCACCCAGGUUACCCUGCUCUCCGCCACCAUGCCCCAGGACGUCCUCGAGGUCACCACCAAGUUCAUGCGUGACCCCGUCCGUAUCCUGGUCAAGAAGCAGGAGCUUACCCUUGAGGGUAUCAAGCAGUUCUACAUCGCUGUUGAGAAGGAGGAGUGGAAGCUCGACACCCUGUCCGAUCUCUACGAGACCGUCACCAUCACCCAGGCCGUUAUCUUCUGCAACACCCGCCGCAAGGUCGACUGGCUCACCGACAAGCUCACUGCUCGUGACUUCACUGUCUCUGCCAUGCACGGAGAUAUGGAGCAGGGCCAGCGUGAUGUUAUCAUGAAGGAGUUCCGUUCCGGUUCUUCCCGUGUCCUGAUCGCCACUGACCUUUUGGCCCGUGGUAUCGAUGUCCAGCAGGUUUCCCUGGUCAUCAACUACGAUCUCCCCGCCAACCGUGAGAACUACAUUCACCGUAUCGGUCGUGGUGGUCGUUUCGGUCGUAAGGGUGUUGCCAUCAACUUCGUCACCGCUGACGAUGUUCGCAUGCUCCGCGAGAUCGAGCAGUUCUACAGCACCCAGGUUGAGGAGAUGCCCAUGAACGUUGCUGACCUCAUCUAA
Penicillium manginii is the source of this 1137-nucleotide messenger RNA. It is a transcript of the gene tif1, whose product is annotated as putative eukaryotic translation initiation factor 4. The coding region runs from base 1 to 1137 and encodes 378 amino acids. The transcript is spliced from 5 exons. NCBI's taxonomy places the organism in Eukaryota, Fungi, Ascomycota, Eurotiomycetes, Eurotiales, Aspergillaceae. The record is from RefSeq and is a predicted model, not a curated record. Gene Ontology annotation, molecular function: ATP binding; RNA binding; RNA helicase activity.